Molecule: messenger RNA, 1467 nt
Organism: Monosiga brevicollis MX1
Lineage: Eukaryota; Choanoflagellata; Craspedida; Salpingoecidae
Exons: 6
Coding region: 1-1467 (488 amino acids)
Source: RefSeq, a predicted model, not a curated record
AUGCCCCAGUGGCACCUUCUCGCCUCUACCUGGGAGUGCGCGAUGUCUGGUGCACUCUGCGCCUUGUGGCGUAGUUCAAGCUGCUUUCAUUCACCACGUUUGCUGGCGACAACGCCUCGCGUGUGCUUCUGCGAGACAGGUCAAGCAAAUUGUAAGAGAAUAACCGUUUGUCAACCUGGCACACGCGUACGUCGCAACGCCACCAAUGAGCAGGACCGCUUAUGUGUAGCUUGUGAAGCAGGCACCGUCUCUGAAUCCACCAACGCGCAUCAGUGUGAUGCAUGUCCCAUCAAUCGUUUCCAAGACAUGGCUGGACAGGCAUUUUGCCGCAACGGCACGCCGUGCGCGCCCGGAUCUGCUCGUUCUUUGCCGGCCCAUACCACGGUAGACACCGUGUGCCAGCCGUGUGACGGAAUCACAACAUACGCCGACCAAGCUGGUCUACUGGCUUGCAAAAACGUGACUGCGUGUGAGCCACAGCUUGAAGCAGAAUUAACGCCACCAUCACGAUUUUCCGAUCGGCACUGUGGCUGUAUUCUGGGCACCUCCUAUCGACCAGCUGCCGGCGCACCGUGCGUCGCGACAAGUCCCGUCUGUAGCGUCGCUGCCGGCGAGAUGUCUUUCCUGGGGCCUACAUUAACCAGUGAUCGAGCAUGUGUACCCAAGGACAGCACGGGAAGCUUGUUGUUGCGUGCAGCUGCAGACUACGAUGCUGUCCUGCUCACUGAUGAGGAUGAGGAGCCCAGGCUUGAGCUUCUCGUAGCGACGCUGAAAAAAGCCAUCCACGCCAUUGCGGGGAUUCCAUCCCAAUUGUUGCUCAACAUACAGCUUCACCGCGGUUCAAUUAUCGCGGCUGUCGAAGGCUCUUCUGCCCAGGGGCUCUUGCCUCUGUCUGCUCGGACCGAUGUGCAAGGCGGUCUCAAUGUGACUUUCGAAGGUCAUGACCUCAGCUUUCGAGCGUACGGUCCUUGUCUCACAGGAACAACAUCUGCAAGUGGCAGCUAUCCUGGCUGCCUCGCAUGUGGCGUGGCAAUGCAGCCGAACGACGAAGGUACUGCCUGCGUUCAUGCAUCGACACAGAGGCCGGUGACCUCAGGAGCCAUGCAGCCAGAAGGCUCUGAGCCGCAACAGAACCAGAGUUCCACUCGUCACCCCACGGGUCUCAUUGUCGGUCUCAUUGUGGAUGGUGGAACUUCGCCUGCAUACCUCAACCCGCUGUAUGAUACGUCAAGCUUGGCGUACUUGGAUCCGGAGCGCGGCUACGAUCGGCCUGAUCUGGAAUCUCUAUACCAAGAUUUGGAGCCCCUGCCCAAUGUUGAUCUGAACCCUGAGCGACCCGACGGCCUACCACUCGAGCAUGGCUCGCCCGAGCGCCAUUGGCACUCAGACAAAGAUAACGAGGCACGCCGCAUGCUGCAGCUCAACAUGGAAUACAUCGACGUCGAUGGUGCCACCUCUGAUGUAUAA